This is a messenger RNA of Cladophialophora yegresii CBS 114405, 1836 nucleotides long. Its product is annotated as 5-aminolevulinate synthase, mitochondrial. The transcript is spliced from 2 exons. Gene Ontology annotation, cellular component: mitochondrion. Lineage: Eukaryota; Fungi; Ascomycota; Eurotiomycetes; Chaetothyriales; Herpotrichiellaceae. Bases 1 to 1836 code for a protein of 611 amino acids. Gene Ontology annotation, molecular function: 5-aminolevulinate synthase activity; pyridoxal phosphate binding. Gene Ontology annotation, biological process: heme biosynthetic process. The record is from RefSeq and is a predicted model, not a curated record.
AUGGAGGCACUCCUCCAUCAAUCCAAGGGCGUGUGCCCAUUCCUCAAGAAGACGUCUCCCGCUACAUUGCGCUCCCUGUCCACCAGCACCCGCCAGUCCCCUGGUGGCGGCACGAUCACGAACCUGCAGUUCAUUGCUCGACGAUGCCCCGUCAUGAACAAGGCUCUGGCCGUCCAGAGUGCCCGAAUCAACAAUCGUCGCAGCUAUGGCAACGUUGCAGCCGGUACUGGUGUCGUCAAGUCUCUGCUCGAGAAAAAAUUGCACACCUCCGCUGAGAAGAAAGCCAGUGUCGACACCAACGUGUUCCGUCCUGCCCAGCAAGCUCCACCACCCCAGAAGGUGAAAGCCUUUGGCAAGCAGCCCGACACCUUCGCUGGACCGAAGCCCCAUGCCCCGCCUGCCCCCCGGUUCAACUAUGAAGGUUUCUACACCAAUGAGCUCGACAAGAAGCACAAGGACAAAUCCUACCGCUACUUCAAUAACAUCAAUCGUCUGGCUAAGGAGUUCCCUCGUGCCCACAUGGCCGCGCAGGAGGAGAAGGUGACCGUCUGGUGUUCCAACGACUAUCUCGGUAUGGGCCGCAACUCGCACGUCCUCAAGACCAUGAAAGAAACCUUGGACAUGUACGGCGCCGGGGCCGGAGGAACGCGAAAUAUCUCUGGGCACAACCAGCACGCCGUGGCCCUGGAAAAGACCCUGGCGGACCUUCAUGGCAAAGAAGGAGCCUUGGUUUUCUCGUCGUGCUAUGUCGCCAAUGAUGCUACGUUGGCAACUCUGGGCAGCAAGUUGCCGGACUGUGUGAUCCUCAGCGACAGCAUGAAUCACGCUUCCAUGAUCCAGGGCAUUCGACACUCAGGCGCAAAGAAAAUGGUCUUCAAACACAACGAUCUUGCCGACCUGGAGGCGAAACUCGCCAGCCUAUCGCCCGAAACCCCGAAAAUCAUCGCCUUCGAGUCCGUCUAUAGCAUGUGCGGCUCUGUUGCCCCGAUCGAAGCAAUCUGCGACCUGGCAGAUAAGUAUGGUGCCAUCACGUUCCUCGACGAAGUCCACGCCGUCGGAAUGUAUGGCCCGCGUGGCGCCGGUGUGGCCGAGCAUCUCGACUACGACGUCUACGCCGACCCGAACAGAACCAAGGAAUCCCAACGCGGCACCAUCAUGGACAGGAUCGACAUCAUCACGGGGACCCUCGGCAAAGCAUACGGCUGCGUCGGCGGCUACAUCGCCGGUUCCAGCGCCUUGGUCGACACGAUCCGUUCUCUUGCACCCGGCUUCAUCUUCACCACCUCCCUCCCCCCAGCGACGAUGGCUGGCGCACGCACCGCCAUUGAAUAUCAAGCUCGCUAUCAAGGAGACCGUCGCCUCCAACAACUUCACACCCGCGCCCUGAAAGACGACUUGACAGCCCGCGGGAUCCCCGUCAUCCCGAAUCCUUCGCACAUUGUCCCCCUCCUGGUCGGGGACGCCGAGACCGCAAAGCAAGCCUCGGACAUGCUCUUGACCGACUACGACAUCUACGUCCAGAGCAUUAACUACCCUACCGUCCCGCGCGGCGAGGAACGCCUCCGCAUCACCCCUACGCCAGGACAUACCGCAGCCCUACGCGCCGAGCUCGUCGAAGCGCUCGAGAACGUGUGGAACAGACUCUCCGUCAAGCGCGUCGCGGACUGGGCAGCCCAAGGCGGCUUCGUUGGCGUGGGCGUCAAGGACGCCGAGCCCGUGCAGCCGCUUUGGACGGACGCGCAGCUCGCGGACGCGGAUCAGAGUUUCGCUGCGGAGACACGCGCCGAGGAAGUCACGGAUGAGAGAGUCCCCAUCGUGGCCGCCGCCGCGGCUUGA